AGAUAAAAAUAAUCUAUCUCUAGGUUGUUAUUGAAAUCUUAAUAAGGUAAUCAGUCACCUAAGUGAUACUCCAACGUGAACAUGAAGCAAAUUAUUUACUCCUUAUUAUUAUUUAUUGCGUUUUGCAGGGCAAAUGAGCAUCCGGAAGUUGAGACUUCUUUGGGUAAAAUUAGGGGACUUGUAAGACAAUCUUUUGGUGGGCGAAAGUAUGCUGUGUUUGAAGGUAUCCCCUUUGCAAAACCCCCAAUUGGAGAUUUAAGAUUUGAAGACCCUCAAUCAAUUGAUGGAUGGAAAGGAACAUGGGACGCAACUGUUUCUCACACUUGCAUCCAAGCUGCAAGGAAAAUGGUGGAAACACCUCUGGGGGAAGAAGAUUGUUUAUACCUAAACGUCUACGUGCCUCUAGAAAGACUCCAUGAAGGAGAGAACCUGGACGUAAUCGCCUAUGUACAUGGUGGAGUUUUUAUGAUUGGCAGUGGUUCCUCUUACGUCUCCCCCGACUUGCUCAUGGAUAAAGAUGUAGUGUUUGUUACAUUUAAUUACAGAUUAGGAAUAUUAGGUUUCUUAAGCACCGGUGAUGGCGUGGUAUCAGGCAACCUGGGACUCAAAGACCAAGUCGUGGCUUUGCAAUGGAUCCAACGCCACAUCAGAAACUUCGGCGGCAACCCACACUCCGUAACAUUGGCCGGCGGGUCGGCUGGAGGCGCCAGCGUCCACCUCCAUUACUUCUCGCCCCUGUCCAAGGGGUUGUUCCACCGUGCCUUUUCCGAAAGCGGCGUCGCCUUGAACCCUUGGGUACUACAGGAAAGACCCGGCGAAAAAACGAAGAAACUCGCCAGUUUGGUCGGAUGUUUCGUCGAGGAUACGAAGAGUGUUGUCAGUUGUUUGAAAGAAAGACCUGCCACCUUGCUGCUGUCGAAACUGACUGAAUUCUACGGUUAUGGGGGAUUUCCGUUUUCGCCCUUCGCCCCCGUCGUGGAGUCGGUCAACGAGCCGAACAGGUUCCUUCCGAAACAUCCCAUAAAAGCGUACGUGGACAAGGAUAUAAUUGAUGUUCCUUGGCUUGUUAGUACAGCCGCUGAUGAAGGACUGUUUCCAGCCAUUUGGCUUGAGUCAGAAAUUGAUAUGGAUGAGAAAUGGCCAGACAUUGCAGCCUAUGCUUUGGAUUAUAAUUAUACAAUGGCUAAGUCACACUGGGCAAAAAUAGGAAACAAAAUUAAAGAACAUUAUCUGGGAGCUGGAGUCAAAUUAUCAAAAGACAACUUAAAGCAAUUUUCGAGAGUAUUCUCUGAUAGAUUAUUUGUAAAUGGUGCAGAAGACGCUGCAAGAAGACAGUCUAAAGUGAACAAAUCUCCGGUUUACUACUUUGUUUUCAGCCAUGAAAGUGAACCUUUGAAUGAGUUUAACAUUUCCGGUGCAGGACAUGGACUUAGCAGAUAUUACAUGUAUGGAGCGUCCGAUGAAAAAUUUACGGAUGAAGAUAAAAAGCUCUUGCCUCUUAUGGUAAACAUGUUAACAACAUUCGUUAAAACAGGAAAACCUGAAUUUCCAGGAGUUCAGUGGGAUCCAGUAAGAAGUACUGAUAUAACGUACGUCAAUAUUAAGGGACCAACUGAUAUUAAACUGGAAACUCAAGAUGAAUUGUCACCCAGAGAAUUCUGGAGUAGUUUGAACAUCUUGGAAAAUGAGAAAAUUGUUCUUGUCAAAGAUGAAUUGUAGUUAAUAAAUAUUUACUAUGUAAUAUUCAUAUUUUUAACAAAUAUACUGCCAAUGCUUCAUCUGUCCAGUGACAGGAGGAACAGUACAAGAAAUCUCUGUUUAGAAAAUUUAGAGAACAUUUUAUUAGUUGUACCAGAUAUAUAAUGGUAUAUCUCUGUAACUAUAUCUUUGUAUAUAAUCGCUUUUAUUAAUAAAA
This is a messenger RNA of Aethina tumida (small hive beetle), 1915 nucleotides long. Its product is annotated as venom carboxylesterase-6-like. Lineage: Eukaryota; Metazoa; Arthropoda; Insecta; Coleoptera; Nitidulidae. The record is from RefSeq and is a predicted model, not a curated record. The coding region runs from base 82 to 1719 and encodes 545 amino acids. The transcript has 9 exons.